Molecule: messenger RNA, 2476 nt
Organism: Ipomoea nil (Japanese morning glory)
Lineage: Eukaryota; Viridiplantae; Streptophyta; Magnoliopsida; Solanales; Convolvulaceae
Product: pentatricopeptide repeat-containing protein At2g38420, mitochondrial
Exons: 2
Coding region: 158-1573 (471 amino acids)
Molecular function (GO): protein binding
Source: RefSeq, a predicted model, not a curated record
AAAUCUUCCGUAAAUUCUACUUGCGGCCCGCACAAAACACGGUCGGGAAUUCAGAACUCUGCGACAAUUCGACAAACCAGAAGAGUUGGGAGAUCGUGGAGUACUGUACUAUGAUCCUACGAUUCUCUCCGCUCAAACCUUUUAGAUUCUCUGGAAGAUGUUAAGGAGCUGCAGGCUACCAAUCUGGCAGCUGAGAACAAAUCUUUCGUCCUUUUCAUUUUCGUCUUCUUCAAAACCCAAAUUGAAAAACUACUACUUGAGAAAAAGAAGAAAAUGGCCGAUAUCGCCGUACAAAACCAAGUGGCACGAGAGCUUCGGCCAUCAGCUAGCUAUGCAGAGCAUGAUAGAAAGGGUUUCAACGUCGAAUCCUUUAUCGGCCCUCAUCGAUUCAUUCGCGGAUUACCAAUGCGACCCCACUCCAAGUGCUUACCAAUUCGUAAUCAAGGAAAUUACCAGAGACCCUUGUACCUAUGAUUUGAUCCAUAAAGUUCUUGAUCAUUUGCAGAAAGUUGACAACUUUGAGAUACCCGAGGGUGUUUUUGUUUAUCUCAUCAAGUUUUAUGGUGAUAUUGGUGAAUUGCAAUGUGCGGUUGAGCUGUUCUUGGGGAUUCCGAGGUUUAGAUGUGCCCCAACUAUGAAGUCUUUGAAUGCUCUGCUCUCUGUUCUUUGUAAGAGUGAAUGGGGUCUUAGGAAUGUGCCUGAAAUAUUGAAUAAGAGUCAGUUGAUGAAUAUCCAGAUAGAUGGAUCGACUUUUGGGUUGUUGAUUAGGGCUCUUUGUAAGAUUGGGAAGGUUAAUUAUGCGGUUGAGAUGUUGAAUUGCAUGGUGGAUUCUGGGUUUGAUUUAGAUGGGAAGGUCUGUUCUUUGAUAUCAUCAACAAUGUGUGAGCAAAAGGGUAGUGAUGAGUUUGACAUUGUGGGUUUCUUGGAAGAAACAAGGAAGUUAGGGUUUAGCCCAAGAAGAUUGGAUUUUUACAAUGUGAUGAGGUUUCUGGUGAUGAAGGGAAAAGGAAAAGAAGCUGCAAAGGUCUUGAAGAAGAUGCGAAUGGAUGGGAUUCCGCCUGAUAUCGAAUGCUAUGAUUUGGUUUUGGAAGGGGUGGUCUUGGAAGGCGAGUUUGAGAAGGCAGAUAAGGUGUUUGAUGAAUUGCUUGUGUUGGGUUUGGUUCCAACGGUUUUUACUUACAAUAGCUAUAUAAAUGGGUUGUGCAAGCAGAAUAAGGUAGACGAGGCAAUAAAGAUGCUCGCUUCCAUGGAAGAGCUGGGAUGCAGGCCAGAUUUAAUCACUUACAAUACGGUCUUGGAGGCCUUGUGUGGGAACGGGAUGUUAUCUGCAGCGAGGGAGGUCGUUGGACAAAUGAAACUCAAGGGCGUGCAAAUGAAUUGCCAGACUUACGAGUUUCAAAUCAACAAUUUCAUUAGAAAUGGUGAAAUCGAUGAAGCUUGUCAGUUGUUACAUGAUAUGUUGAACAACGGUUUUGUUCCUCAAUCUACCACUUUCGAGGGGCUAUUACGUGAUCUUUGCCAUACAAGUUUACAAUGCAGCAGUUUGUCAGAUUUGGUUUAUGUGAAUUCAUGAACCAACAACCCCUCGAUUAGUAAUCAGAUGGUCCAAACCUAAAGAGGUCGAAUUAACAGGUGAAACCUUGUCUGCCUCGGUUUAGUCAAUGCGUGCUUCUCUCUUUUAAAUUGUUCUUGACUUCUUGCACUUGCAUAACUAUACAAUCAACUAUGUUUUCAAGCCCAGAAAUUGCGGUACCUGUGCCCGAAUGGUUUAAAACUACUGGGCCAAUCAACAUCAACAUACCAGGAAGACAGACAGGAACCAUGAGUUUGCCUUCUCAACCUCCACGCGUGAAGUUUUAUGAGCUGUGUCUCGUCCUAGGCCUAGCAUUUGUCGCGAGUCUAAUUAUUCAGCCAACCAUUUUAUUCGACAAUUGAUGUACUAACUACCAAUUUUAAGUAGAGUGGCUGGCUAAUCACAGGUUUAAUUAUCAUGUUCUCUUGAUUUGAUGUGACAGAACAUAGGCCAUAGUACAGAGAGUCAGAAGAUACAUCCAAAAGCGCAAGAAAUUCAGGGAAUAUUUUUGGUUUUCUUAUCAUUCAUAAGCUUCCAAGACAUGAAAUUCUCAUUUCUCAGAAGAUGAGAGGUUCAUUGCUUCAAGCAUUUAUUCUCAAGUCUCAACUAGCUAUAGCUAAGGAAUGUGACAUAUUUGUACAUUUUAGCCAUAGGGUCAACUAAUCUUUCAUAUCACUUUCUUCUCAUAUUGACCUCUGAGAACAACAUUUAGGAUGUCAUUAGCAUGGGUUCCUACUAAUUUAUGAACUGUAUCCCCAAGUAUUUUUUUCGAGUACUAUUGACUCUAUUACAAAGUAGUAUCUAUUCUAUACUUUCUCUGUCUGUUGUAGUUCCUUUAAGUAUAAGUAUUUCCUUUCUUGAAAUACAAUAGUCAAUAGUGCUGACCUUAUGGCAUUGCAAAAA